AUGGCGACAAAUGGAUCACGCGCCGCCGCCACGCCGCCCUCAGUGCAGCGCCGCAUCCAGGCGACCACGAUCUGCUUCUCCAAGGAGGCCGCCCCCGCCGGCGAAUUCGCCGUGCGCGUGGUAUGCUACGCGACGCGUUCCACCGAGUUCUGGAGGCGCGGUGCCGAGCGGCCCCACGACGUGGUCUUGCAGAAGCACGCCGCCGGGAGCACCGCCACGACGUUCCUCGUCACCGACCUCGCCGUGCUCCGGAGCACCUCCGCCUGCCGCGGCGCCCUGCGCGGGAUGCUGGCGGAGCUCCAACAGAUCCGGUCGCUGCGCCUCGCAGAGGACGAGUGGGACGCCGUCGUGCCCGGGGACGUCCUGCCGGAGAUCGUCGGCGCGGCACGCCGCGGCAACGGCUUCACCUUCUGCUUGCUGAUGGAGGUGCACCGCCGGGUGAUACACGACGAGCGGGCUCUCACGAUGGCGUGCAAGGAGAAGCUGGCGACAACGGCGCCGGGAGAGAAGGACGACUGCGCGAUCUGCUUCAGUGGACUGCAUGGACUGGAGGGAGAGUCCGCCGUGGACCUGCCGGGCUGCAACCACGCGUUCCACCGCCGGUGCAUUUCCAAGUGGUUCUCCAAGGCGGCGACGUGCCCAUUGUGCCGGGGAGACGUCUGGUUCUCUGCUCUGCCGGAGCUCUUUAAGCUGUUUUCCACCGGCGAGCCGGCUUAA
Molecule: messenger RNA, 717 nt
Organism: Lolium rigidum
Lineage: Eukaryota; Viridiplantae; Streptophyta; Magnoliopsida; Poales; Poaceae
Product: probable E3 ubiquitin-protein ligase ATL45
Exons: 2
Coding region: 1-717 (238 amino acids)
Biological process (GO): protein ubiquitination
Source: RefSeq, a predicted model, not a curated record